AUGGUGAGGAAGCGCUUUGUGAAAUGGUCUGCAACGGAUUCUCUUUACGGGUCACGCCAUCUUGCCGAAAAGCUCGAAGAGAGCGGAGAAAUAGAAAAGAUAGAUGUUCUUAUGCUGCUCGAUCUGCUCGGAGCUGCAAAUCCUACUAUACCGAAUGCCAAGGGACUGGGAGCAACCGAGUUGUUCGACUAUUUGCCCUCAAUUGAGAAGGAACUACAUCGCCUCGGCUGUUCUUAUGUAUCUCGUGAUGUAUUCCUCGCACGAAAGACUAGCGCUACUCCGAAGGAUGAUCAUGUUCCAUUUCUGAAUCGAGGAGUACCCGUUCUCCAUCUGAUUCCGAUACCCUUUCCUAAAGUCUGGCAUACGGCAGAUGACAAUGAAAAAGCACUGCAUUACCCUACCAUCUACCACGUGAUGGCUGUAAUUAGAGUGUUUGUAGCGAAAUAUCUAGGAAUCACCAAAUUAUGA
This is a messenger RNA of Cooperia oncophora, 468 nucleotides long. The record is from the annotation of a GenBank genome assembly. NCBI's taxonomy places the organism in Eukaryota, Metazoa, Nematoda, Chromadorea, Rhabditida, Trichostrongylidae.